Chelmon rostratus (copperband butterflyfish) is the source of this 4627-nucleotide messenger RNA. RefSeq names its product membrane-associated ring finger (C3HC4) 7 (gene marchf7). The record is from RefSeq and is a predicted model, not a curated record. The coding region runs from base 1601 to 4015 and encodes 804 amino acids. Gene Ontology annotation, molecular function: zinc ion binding. Lineage: Eukaryota; Metazoa; Chordata; Actinopteri; Chaetodontiformes; Chaetodontidae. The transcript is spliced from 11 exons.
AUAAAUUGUCACUUGGUACUUGAAACCUGUUGUCUCAAACGAGCACCACUCAACGUUUAAUUAAGCGCCACUGAAUAGCUAACGUAAUAUUUCAGGACUCAUUAACGCCAGCGCACAAAUGUCAAGCUAACCAGCUAGCUUAUAGCUGGCAGUUGUCAGCCGCUGUAGCGGACAGCUCUGCCGAAUCGUCAGAAAAUAGCAGCUGAGCUAUUCCGUUACCAUAUUUGAACGACCACCAGAGUAAUAGUUGAUAUUUAAUGACAGCUACUUUGCAAAGGCUAAACACGCAAAGGGGCGUCUUUUUCCUUAUUAGCUAACGGAAGGGUCAACUGCUAACGUUGUUUUGUAGCUAACCUGAAAUUAACCGUUACGCAUUUUUGGCACAUAAAAUGUGCAUCGCCACCGAAUGUCUUUGGCAAAACAACAGUAAGGUUAAGUUUCGACCAGGAAACGUUAACGGAAAUAACGCUAGUUUGAGGUUAAUGCCAAUUAUUGGGAUUUAAACGUUAUCUAACGCUCUACGGUCAGCUAAAUAGUUAGCUAACUAACCUAAUUAACCUUAUUUGAGAUUUGGUGGCGAGGAGACAGUUCGUAAAUUAUCAGUCAGCAAAGCAUCUAUAGGCGUCAAAUAAGCUGACCAAGAUGGCGAGGCAAGCAGGCAGGGUAAUCCUGUUUCACGUCGAAAUAUUACCAAGUCUUACGUUAAAGUGAAUGACUGUCACUGCUUAUACUUUUUAUUCAAAUAAGGUGCUAAUUUACCGUUAUACUAGCAAUGCUCAGGUUAGCUAACAUUACGAAACUAUAGCAAUCCAAUAAACAGCUCUCUAUUAAAACAUACCCUCAUGAAUGUUGUGAUAAUUUCAGUUGGACGCUGUUUCAUAGAAGUUGUUAAUUCACCUUUAUGGUCGUUUAUGAAGCCAGUGAUUUAUGGUGCUGCUGAGUUGCAUUACCCUCAUUAACCCAGCUGGGUUGGGCAAAACACACCUCUCUGUUUAAGGCAAUACAAUUCUGGACCGCCACAAACCACAGUCUGCAAAACGACCAUAAAGUUGAGCCAACACUUGUCUGAAACACAUGCAACAGAAACUGAGCAUUAUAAACUUGGUGAAGGUAGGAUUUAAUUGCAGCAUGUUUGUCCUUUAGACUACAUUAAUUUUAGUAAGGUGUACCUUUAUAAACUGGCAACUGAGUAUAUAUCCCAGGAUACAUGCCACCUGCAGCUUGUAAUAUAGCAUCAUAUACACCAUGUAGUAGUGAGACACAACCAACACAAGUGUUUAACCAUGAUAUGCAAAUGUUUUAGUUUAUUUCUAUUUAACUGUCUUGUUUAUUGCUUAAUAACACAUUUGCAUUUUCCUCCUUGUAUUCUGCUGUAGGUGGUUUAAAGAUUAAAGUGCUGUGUUGUGGUUUAAAAUGUUCUAGUAAUCCUGCCUUAUUUACUGCUGUUCAUUUCAGUCUGACAGGCUGCUGGCUUGCUGAGCUAUCUUUGGCCACAGGUGCUAGAGCUAAUGUCCAUGGAGCCAUAUCACUACCAGGGAGUAACUUGUACUGUACCGCCUUAUGUCAGAAACUCUCAACUCUUCCUUUCAGGCAAUCCGUGAUGGACUCCAGGUCUCGCAGACUUCCUUGUCUGCCCAGUAUAAGGUCGUCCUACACAUCCAGUCCAUCAGUGUCCUCCUCAUCGCUGGGCUCCAGUAGGUUGUACAGUAGGGAGACAGUGCUCAACAAUGACCGCUUCCCGAGGGCAUCAUCAUCUUACAAAGCAGAUCUGGACCAUCAGAGUUCUCGUCUCCUGGGGUCGCCCAGAGACUACAGCAGCUCUGACAGUUGCUCCACCAGCUGGAAGUUACCCUCUUCUCGGACAACCUCCAGCAGAUCUUAUGACCGCCCGUGGGCUGAAUCCUCUCUCAGCAGCAGGAGCAAACUGACUGAUUCUGAGGGGAGGUUGGGGAUGCGCUCAGUUCUGUUGAACGCCACUGAUGAUGGCGAUUCUAAAAGGGCCAAACUGUCAUACAGCAACAGAGGACUGUACUCAAGAACGCCCAGCACCUCAGUUUCAGGAUCCACCUAUUCCAGUAAUGGGCUUAGCAGUGGCAGAGGUGCAGGCGAAAAACAAAACGACACGCUCAAUUCAUCAUGGAGCUCAUGCCGUUUACUCUCACGGUCGUCAUCUUCCUCAGCAAAGCCACUGUUGUCCAGGAGAGAGCUAGAGACAAAGAACGAGCCCAGUCUCUCAGGUUUGGGAGAAAGAAGGACUAGUACUGCUGGAUUGGCUUCUUCAUUGUAUCAGACAGACAGGGUGACCUCCACAUAUGCACAGGGAGCUCGCCCUAAAGAGACUACCUACCCUCCCUCUUCCUCCUUCUCCUCGUCUUACUCCUCUGCUGCUAGAGAAAGCUCCCUUAAUCGCCACCUCUUAUCUUCCACCUCCCACCGGUCUUCUCCUCUGGGCCGUGACUUCAGCACCAGAAGCACAGCCCGUUUCUUGAACAACUCAUCCACCCUUCACUCAUCUCAGGAACAAACAAGGAACCCGGAAUCCUCCUCAGAUAUCUCCUCCUCCUCCUCCUCCUCUUACUCCUCCCGCACCCCCUGGUACACAUCUCCCCUGGCCAGACCAGAGGCCACGCUCCCUUCUAGGUCGGCCCCUGAAGGAGGAGAGCAAGAGGGCCGUCGCUCCACUCGUCACCUUCUGUCCCGUCUCUUUUCACGCCGCUCCAGCCAAGACUCCUCUAGUGGAUCGUCCAGCAUUCGCUCCCUUGACGAUGACAAUCCGUCAACUGGUGGAGAGUCUGUGGACAGUGACGAGGGAGCCAGGAUGUCUAGUGUGGAGCCUGACGCUGGAGGUUCGGAGGCAAGCUUGGGUGUCCUCAGGAAUUGUAGAGCAGACCUCGCCCCGAUCCGGGAAAACGACAGCAACGGCUAUCGUAGUGGCUCUGCUCGGCCCAGGAUGUCAUUGUGGAGAGAGCCCGAUGUUAGCAGCAGUAAUAACACAAGCAGUGGAGGAGGCAGCAAUGCCUCCUGGCUCUCCUCCUCCCUCCGUGGCCGCUGUCCUCCCCUUCUCUCUCGCCUCAGAAGACACGCCAGGGAUGAGAGCACACACUCAGCUGCAGGCUCAGAGGAAAGCUACAGCCGCCCGCAGCAUUUACUGAGAAGGUGGGAUAAUCUCGAGCACAACGCAUCACAGGAUGAUGAUGAUGAUGACGACGAUGAUAAAGAUGAUGAUGAGGAGGAGGGUGAUGAGGAUGAAGAGGAGAAGGAGGGAGCAGUUGGUUUGGAGGCAUUUGGUGCAGGUCGUCCCGGCAAACUGGAGGAUGACCCUUUGCCUGAACUGGAAGAUGCCUCUGUUGACUUUUCUCCACGCCGCAGACUCAGGGUGUACGAAAACAUGUCAGUUCCUAUGCGCCCGCCGAGUGGUGUGGAGAGCCAGCAGGAGGGCCAGAGGGAGAAGUCCAUUUCCAGUAGGGAUCAAGAGAAGCUGCGCAAGAUCAAGGAGCGGCUGCUGCUGGAGGAUUCAGACGAGGAAGAUGGCGACCUGUGCCGAAUCUGUCAGAUGGGGGAGGAAUCGGCAUCCAACCCCCUGAUUCAACCUUGCCGCUGUACAGGCAGCCUGCAGUACGUCCACCAGGAGUGCAUCAAGAGGUGGCUUCGCUCCAAAAUCGGCUCGGGCACAAACCUUGAGGCCAUCACAACAUGUGAACUCUGCAAGGAGAAACUGCGUUUGAACAUAGACAACUUUGACAUCCAGGAGUUAUACAGGACACACGUGCAAUCAGAAUAUGAUGAGUUCAUCAGCAGUGGCCUCUAUCUGGUGGUGCUGCUGCACUUCUGUGAGCAGAGGUUCUCUGACGUCCUGGGAGCAGUGGAUGCAGCCGGGUUAUUCAACCUGGUGAGAAUUCUUCAUGAACACAUGGACAAUCUUGAAAUCCUCCACGGUGAAAGUGACGCAGAGAGCCGAGACAACAGACCGUCUAUUGAUUUUUCCGACCUGGACGACGAUCUUGAAGACGAGUGAUAGUCGUGUGAAAGUGGUGGAAUGAGGGGGGAGAAAAAAAAAAAAGUGGGUCAGAAGUUGCAGGGCUUCUCAUUGCCAUAUGGUAGCUCACCCAGUUUUCGCACAUGCUUCUACAUCAUCACAUUCAUCAGAAAUGCAACGGCAGUGAGAAAUGCCGACUGCACAGAACGGGUCUCGCCUUUGUUGCAGGUGGCUUUUGCAGAUAUGCAAACUCGAACUAGUGCGUAAAAAUAUUUUGGUUGACACCACCGUGUUUGUUUCUGCGAGAGUGCACUUUAUUCAGUUAUAAUCAAAUAAAAAUGCAAGUCUUUUUAACUGUGAUACCACAAGUGCUUUAAUGUUAAAAGCUAAUGGCAGAAAUGGAAAAAGCAUGAAAGGGCAACAUUGUGCUUAAGGUGUCGUGGUAAGACAGAUGCUUUUUGGAGGGAAUAUAAAAAGUGGUGAUUAUUCCUUUUAUUGUCCGUUUCUCUCUCCUUUCCCAAUGAGAAUAUGUUUUGAAAACACUUAACCCAUUGAACUUUCUUCAUCUUGUUUGUGUUUGAAAUGCUUUAUGUAUGUACAAAUUAAGUUUUCAUGCUUUGAAUUUUGGGAAUAAAGAUUGAAUGCAAACUG